Camelina sativa (false flax) is the source of this 1454-nucleotide messenger RNA. RefSeq names its product RNA pseudouridine synthase 5. Gene Ontology annotation, molecular function: RNA binding; pseudouridine synthase activity. Lineage: Eukaryota; Viridiplantae; Streptophyta; Magnoliopsida; Brassicales; Brassicaceae. Gene Ontology annotation, biological process: enzyme-directed rRNA pseudouridine synthesis. The record is from RefSeq and is a predicted model, not a curated record.
UUAAAAAAAAAAUGGGUAAAAAAAAAGACAUAACAAACAAAAAAAAAAAAACUCGCACCGGUGGUCCCGGUUAAGAUGUCGCCGCCACCGUCGCCGCCGCAACAACGUAUCGGAUUGCCAUGGCCCGAGCUCAACGAUGGUUUGGAAUACAAGGACAUCGUCUCAUCUUCUGAGUCAGAGUUAAUGACGGUGUCAGAAUUCUAUUUCACCAAGUACAAGAGCUCAGCUCCACUGCUAGGGUGGAUUCAACGAAUUCAAAACGGACAGAUACAAAUCGAUGGGGAAGUUGUGAAAGAUCCAAACACAGUUCUUAGGAGUGGUUCGAAGUUAGUUUACCAUAGGCUUCCUUGGAAGGAACCUGACACGCCUUACUCGCUAGAUAUUUUGUAUGAAGACGAUGAUUUGAUCGCUUUGAACAAGCCUUCUGGACUUCAAGUAUUGCCAGGAGGACUUUUCCAGCAACGGACUUUGUUGACGCAGUUGCAUUGGUGGUUUGGUAAAAAAGAUUCUUCCACCGGUGCACGUGAAUUACACCCUGUCCCUGUACAUCGACUAGGUAGAGGAACAUCAGGUAUACUUCUCUGCGCAAAGACAAAGCUUGCAAAAACGAAACUGGCAGCUUAUUUUGCUGAGGGAACAUCUCUUGUCGGGUCCGGUAACUUGGAUCAAGAUUGUGGAACCGGAAGAAAACUUACAAAGAUAUAUCGAGCACUGGCAGAUGGUAUAAUUGAAGAAGAUGAGGUAGUAAUCCAACAGCCUAUCGGAGUGGUUCGAUAUCCUGGGGUCGCAAAAGGAUUAUAUGUUGCUUCUCCGGAAGGCAAACCUGCUUUCAGCAAAUUAGCUGUUCUGGCGAGGGACAGGCAAAAUAAUUGCACCCUAGUCAAGGUAGAUAUACAAUCUGGAAGACCACAUCAGAUCCGGAUUCAUCUUGCAUACAUUGGACAUCCCUUGGUAGGGGACCCUCUUUAUGUUGCUGGCGGACAACCAAAGUGCUUUGAUACAGAUCUUGUAGAUGAUGCUGCGGCCUUUGCCGAAGAUGGGGGAUACAGAAGGCCAAAUCAGCCUGUUCCUGGGGAUUGUGGAUAUCAUCUGCAUGCUCAUCAAGUGGAGCUACUUAACCUGUUGAACAUUAAUAAGGUAGUAAAAAUUGUAGCUCCACUACCAACAAUUCUCCAAACAAGCUCCGAGGCACAAGAAAAAAGUCUACCUCCUGCAAGUUAAGUUGAAUUAAUCUUUCACUGUACAACAUUAGACAUGCUUGUUCAUCAAGUGUUAUCCUUCUUGAAAAACAUACAGAGAGCUAAGCCUAGCUCUUAGACUCUGUUAUUAUCAGCAAUAUUACAAAUACAAACAUCAGCUAUGAAUUUUUUCUGCAGGCACCUAACUUAAGCUGAACCCAAAAAAAAAGUUGCCUAUAUUAACUGACAUUCUAAAUUAAAAAAAAAAAAAAAGAU